AUGGCUAAUGAGGAGGAGAAAGAACUUGGAAUUUCUAAAUACAUAGAGGAUGUUGAUGAUGUUGUUAUUGGUUGCAAGUGCUGGGUUGAAAAAGAUGGAGAACAACGUUUAGCAGAAAUUUUAUCAAUCAGCAACAGAAGACAACCUCCAAAGUUUUAUGUUCAUUAUGAAGACUUCAACAAGAGAUUGGAUGAGUGGAUUUUAUCUUCGAGGAUAAAUUUUAAACGAGAAGUGACAUAUCCCAAACCAAAAGAUCCAGAUGAAAAGAAGAAGAAGAAACAGAAGAAGAGUACAACUCCGCAAGUUAUAGAGGGAGAGACUCCCGAUGAAGCAGAUAUUAUGGAUUUAGAGAACUUGAAUGUUCAAGGUUUACGAGAUGAAGGAAUAAGUAGAGACGAUGAGCUCAAAAAGUUGAGGACUUCCGGCUCUAUGACACAGAAUCCGCAUGAAGUGGCUCGGGUGAGAAAUUUAAGCAAGAUAAUUAUGGGGAAACAUGAGAUAGAGCCAUGGUAUUUUUCCCCAUAUCCCAUCGAACUUACCGAUGAAGAUGUGGUAUACAUUGAUGAUUUUUCGUUGCAGUAUUUUGGAUCCAAAAAGCAAUAUGAAAGGUAUAGAACUAAGUGUACUCUACGACAUCCUCCAGGAAAUGAGAUUUACCGAGAUGACUACAUUUCAUUUUUUGAAAUAGAUGGUAGGAAACAAAGAACGUGGUGCAGAAACCUAUGUCUGUUAUCAAAGCUAUUCUUAGAUCAUAAAACAUUAUACUAUGAUGUUGAUCCGUUCCUAUUUUAUUGUAUGACCCAUAGAGAUGAUUUGGGACAUCAUUUAGUUGGUUACUUUUCCAAGGAAAAGGAAUCUGCAGACGGUUAUAACGUUGCAUGCAUCUUAACAUUACCUCAAUACCAAAGAAUGGGUUAUGGCCGCCUGCUAAUCGAGUUUUCGUAUGAGUUAUCUAAAAAGGAAAACAAAGUUGGAUCCCCAGAAAAACCGUUAUCUGAUCUGGGACUCCUUUCGUAUAGAGCAUAUUGGUCGGAUACAUUAAUCAAAUUACUAGUAGAAAACGGAUCUGAAGUUACGAUUGAUGAAAUCAGCAACAUGACUUCUAUGACCACAACAGAUAUAUUGCACACUGCAAAAGCUUUGAAUAUUCUGCUAUAUUACAAGGGCCAACAUAUACUUUUCCUCAAUGAAGAUGUAUUGCUGCAAUAUGAAAAGUUGCUGGCCAAGAAGAAAAGGUCAAUAAACCCCGAAAGGUUGAUGUGGAAACCGCCUGUUUUUACCGCGUCUCAAUUAAGAUUUGCUUGGUAA
This is a messenger RNA of Eremothecium cymbalariae DBVPG#7215, 1308 nucleotides long. RefSeq names its product NuA4 histone acetyltransferase complex catalytic subunit ESA1 (gene ESA1). The coding region runs from base 1 to 1308 and encodes 435 amino acids. Gene Ontology annotation, biological process: regulation of DNA-templated transcription. Gene Ontology annotation, molecular function: histone acetyltransferase activity. The record is from RefSeq and is a predicted model, not a curated record. The transcript has a single exon. Lineage: Eukaryota; Fungi; Ascomycota; Saccharomycetes; Saccharomycetales; Saccharomycetaceae.